UCUUCAUCAUCACCAACACCAUCGACAAUAUCAUCGCCAUCAACAUCCUUAUCACCAUCAACACCAUUGACAAUAUCAUCGCCAUCAACAUCUUCAUCAACAUCUUCAUCAACAUCUUCAUUACCAUCAACACCAUCGACAAUAUCAUCGCCAUCAACAUCUUCAUCAACAUCUUCAUCAACAUCCUUAUCACCAUCAACACCAUCGACAAUAUCAUCGCCAUCAGCAUCUUCAUCAACAUCUUCAUCAACAUCUUCAUCAACAUCUUCAUUACCAUCAACACCAUCGACAAUAUCAUCGCAAUCACCGUCCUUAUCACCAUCAACACCAUCGACAAUAUCAUCGCCAUCAACAUCCUUAUCACCAUCAACACCAUUGACAAUAUCAUCGCCAUCAACAUCUUCAUCAACAUCUUCAUUACCAUCAACACCAUCGACAAUAUCAUCGCCAUCAACGUCCUUAUCACCACCAACAACACUGACAAUAUUAUCGCAAUCAACAUCCUUAUCACCAUCAACACCAUUGACAAUUUCAUCGCCAUUAAUUUCUUCAUCAUCACCAACACCAUCGACAAUAUCAUCGCCAUCAACAUCCUUAUCACCAUCAACACCAUCGCCAUCAACAUCUUCAUCAACAUCUUCAUCAACAUCUUCAUUACCAUCAACACCAUCGACAAUAUCAUCGCCAUCAACAUCUUCAUCAACAUCUUCAUCAACAUCUUCAUCAAUAUCUUCAUCAACAUCCUUAUCACCAUCAAAACCAUUGACAAUAUCAUCGCCAUCAGCAUCUUCAUCAACAUCUUCAUCAACAUCUUCAUCACCAUCAACACCAUUGACAAUAUCAUCGCAAUCAACGUCCUUAUCACCAUCAACACCAUUGACAAUAUCAUCGCCAUCAACAUCUUCAUCAACAUCUUCAUUACCAUCAACACCAUUGACAAUAUCAUCGCCAUCAACAUCUUCAUCACCAUCAACACCAUUGACAAUAUCAUCGCCAUCAACAUCCUUAUCACCAUCAACACCAUUGACAAUAUCAUCGCCAUCAACAUCCUUAUCACCAUCAACACCAUUGACAAUAUCAUCGCCAUCAACAUCUUCAUCAACAUCUUCAUUACCAUCAACACCAUCGAAAAUAUCAUCGCCAUCAACAUCCUUAUCACCAUCAACACCAUCGACAAUAUCAUCGCCAUCAACAUCCUUAUCACCAUCAACACCAUUGACAAUAUCAUCGCCAUCAACAUCUUCAUCCACAUCUUCAUCAACAUCUUCAUUACCAUCAACACCAUUGACGAUUUCAUCGCCAUCAACAUCUUCAUCACCAUCAACACCAUUGACAAUAUCAUCGCCAUCAACAUCUUCAUCACCACCAACACCAUCGACAAUAUCAUCACAAUCAACAUCAUCGCCAUCAACAUCCUUAUCACCAUCAACACCAUUGACAAUUUCAUCGCCAUUAAUUUCUUCAUCAUCACCAACACCAUCGACAAUAUCAUCGCCAUCAACAUCUUCAUCAACAUCUUCAUCAACAUCUUCAUUACCAUCAACACCAUUGACAAUAUCAUCGCCAUCGACAUCGAAAAUUGAAAUGAAACCUCAAUGA
Messenger RNA from Pecten maximus, 1599 nucleotides. RefSeq lists its product as uncharacterized. The record is from RefSeq and is a predicted model, not a curated record. The annotation marks the transcript as partial. The transcript is spliced from 2 exons. Lineage: Eukaryota; Metazoa; Mollusca; Bivalvia; Pectinida; Pectinidae.